Messenger RNA from Alligator sinensis (Chinese alligator), 2684 nucleotides. RefSeq names its product carnosine dipeptidase 1 (gene CNDP1). The transcript is spliced from 12 exons. Gene Ontology annotation, molecular function: dipeptidase activity. The record is from RefSeq and is a predicted model, not a curated record. Gene Ontology annotation, cellular component: cytosol. NCBI's taxonomy places the organism in Eukaryota, Metazoa, Chordata, Crocodylia, Alligatoridae. Gene Ontology annotation, biological process: proteolysis. Bases 50 to 1522 code for a protein of 490 amino acids.
AUGUAAGCAGAGAAGUGGGAAAGAAUUGCUUUAUCUUCCAGACUUCACUAUGAUAUUGUUCGUUGCUGCCCUAAUGCUACUCUUUGAGCCGAGAGUGUCCUCAACUUCCUCGAGCUUGGAGACACAGAUAUUUCAGUAUAUUGAUGAUCAUCAAAAUGAAUUUAUUGAGAAUCUUAAGGACUGGGUGGCUGUGAAGAGUGAUUCCGUUCAACCAGCCUUCAGAAAAGAAGUAACACGAAUGAUGGAGUUAACAGCAGACAGACUUCGAGCUUUAGGAACCUCUGUUAUGUUAGUAAACCAGCUGCCUGAUGGCCAGAGUCUUCCUGCAGUUCUAGCAGAACUUGGCAAAGAUCCACACAAGCCCACUGUGUGUUUCUAUGGACAUGUGGAUGUUCAGCCUGCCAAAAAGGAAGAUGGAUGGAAAACUGACCCCUACACGCUGACUGAAAUUGAUGGAAAUCUUUAUGGGCGUGGAGCAACAGAUAACAAAGGACCUGUCUUAGCAUGGAUAAAUGCAGUGGAAACAUUCAGAGCACUAAAAUUAGAUAUGCCAGUGAACUUCAAGUUCAUUAUUGAAGGUAUGGAAGAAGCAGGGUCUUUAGGGCUAGAUGAAGUUGUCAAAGAAACGAAGCAUUUUUUCUCUGAUGUUGAUUACAUUGUGAUUUCGGAUAAUCUUUGGCUUAGCAAGAAGAAACCAGCCCUCACCUAUGGGACUCGUGGGAAUGCCUGCUUCUUUGUGGAGGUGGGAUGUGGUGAGAGAGAUCUUCACUCAGGAACUUUUGGAGGCAUCAUUCAUGAACCAAUGACUGAUCUAAUAGCCCUGCUUGACAGCCUUGUGAAUAUGUCGGGUCAUAUUCUGAUCCCUGGAAUCUAUGAUGAUGUUGCUACCCUUACAGAAGAGGAGAAGCAGUUGUAUGAAUCAAUUGAAUAUGAUCUAGAGGAACAUAAAACUAUUGCUGGUGUGAAUAAAUUCCUCUAUGACACCAAGGAGGACAUACUUCUACAUUUGUGGCGUUAUCCUUGUCUUUCUGUCCAUGGGAUUGAAGGAGCUUUUUAUGAACCAGGAAUUAAAACUGUUAUACCAUCAAAAGUAAUAGGAAAAUUUUCAAUUAGGCAAGUCCCACACAUGGCUCUUGCAACUGUGGAAAAGCAGGUGACACAGUAUUUAGAGGAAGUAUUCUCUAAGAGAAACAGUUCCAACAAACUGAAAGUGUCCAUGCCAAUGGGUGCAAUGCCUUGGGUUGCUGAUAUUAACAAUCCUAUGUACCUAGCAGCCAGAAGAGCAAUUAAAACAGUUUUUGGAGAAGAACCAGAUAUGAUCCGGGAUGGAUCAACGAUCCCUAUUGCGCUUCCAAUUGGAGCAGCUGAUGCCGGGGAGCAUUCUCAAAAUGAAAAAAUAAGCAGGUAUAAUUACAUUCAAGGAACAAAACUAUUUGCGUCCUUCUUCUUGGAGAUCUCAAAGCUUCAUGGCCAGUUACAGGAAGCUUCCAACACAACGUGUGCGCUAACUGAGGAACCCUGAAAAAGGAAAACAGCUAAAUACUUGUUUAUAAAUAAACAUACUGCUUUGCCUCUUCGAAGAAACAUGUAUUAAUAAUUAAAAACACUUAGAAAUGCACCGAGUGCUUGAAGCUGUUGAAAAAUUUAAAUGUAUGCAACUGCUUGGAAUAUGCACUAUAUAUAGCGUAUGUAUGAUUAUAAGCCGGUAAGGGAUCUUAGUCCUAAGGCAGCAAAAUUGGGGCAAAGGUGCAUCAGGCUUAUUGAAUGGAAUGUUUUACUGUGUAACAUCAGACUUCGAGGCAAUGGGAAGAAGAAAAUGUUGUUAACUUUAUUAAAAUUAACUUUAUUUCCUGUUUUGUAGUUUGGCCAGCAUAGUAUUGUCUAGUUCACAUUCCAGUUCCUGAACAUAAGCUGUUCACAGCACUGCUUCUUCCCUCUUGGCUAAAUAUGAAUUUGGCGGGGGGGGAGAGAGAUCACUGAAUUAACCUCUUCUCCGUCCACUUUUUCUCCCUAAAGGUUACCUGAUGCAAGGAAUAGCCCUGUACUACAAACUCUUAUUCUUAUGAGCAGUUUGUCUGAAAUCAAUAGGAAUGUUCGCAUAAAUAAAAGUUUGCAGGUCUCCAUGCUUCUUUUUUUCCAUUUGAUCAGAAUCUCCUGCUGUUUUGUAAUUUGGCACAUUAUUACAGAUUUUCCUGUGAUACUCUCUUCCUAGAUGUGACUUGUUGUAAAUCAAGCAUGAAGUCACUCAUGAAUAUCUGUUCUAACUAAAAGCCUGUGACCUGAGUAGAUGUUUUAGCUUCAAACCAACUGACUUCACAUAGCCAUAACUUUUUAUCAAGUAUAAGUUUUAGGCUGAUACCUUGAACUAUGACAAGUGAUAUAUUUUGAAACUAAGUUAGUAAUUAUGAGAAGGUUACUUUUGUUAGAUGUUUGAGUCAAAUGUCUAGAACAGUUUUCAUGGUAAAGAUGGCACAGAAUUGUGUGUCCAGUUCAGAAUUGUGUGUCUAGUUCAAAUCUAUAUCUUUGCCAAAUCAAAUAGGAUGUUUUUUCAGCACACAGUCAAUGUACACAGAAAGAACAUUAUCGAUCCAAUUUUUUAAAAAAGAGCUUUAUUUUGUAUAAGAAAAUAAUUUUGUGUAACUAGUUUGCCUUGCUAUUAUCUUAGAGAGUUUAUAUAUAAUAAA